AUGCCCAACCCGUCGAGCAUGCUCCUGUCGACGGUCCCAGCCACACUCACCCGUGGCGACAGAUCCCGGCCACAGCUCACCCAAACGUCGGCAUUCCCUGCUACAGCGUUCAAGCAGCGACGGUAG
This is a messenger RNA of Phytophthora nicotianae INRA-310, 126 nucleotides long. RefSeq lists its product as hypothetical. The coding region runs from base 1 to 126 and encodes 41 amino acids. NCBI's taxonomy places the organism in Eukaryota, Oomycota, Peronosporomycetes, Peronosporales, Peronosporaceae. The transcript has a single exon. The record is from RefSeq and is a predicted model, not a curated record.